UUUGGUGGCUACAUGUGUGAUCAUGCGUUUUAGUUUACAAUGAGAGUCUUUAGAGUUAAGGUCUUCAAUUACGAAGAUUUCGGAAGAUAAACAUUUAAUAAUUAAAUUACAAAAAGAAAAUAAAUUUUUAAAUGUGAAGUUUAUCGGUUAUUUAAAAAAAAAAAAAUACUUAUCAGUUAUGUUGAAGUAAUUUACUAUGUAAAAGUUUAUCAUAAUAAUAAAUUUCAGUCCCAAUCAUUGGUUAAACGAUACUAAUGACUAAAUUAAGUAGAUGCAAUAAAAAUGAUUUUCAUUAUUCUCAAGGAUAGUUUUUAAAAAGAACGAAGUUCACUAAUUGAAAAUGAUAAUAAAUUCAAGGCAACUAAUCUGUUGUAUAAUACACGAUAAAUAAAUGAUAUAAAUACAGAUAUAUUUCUCAUUCAAUUCGUGAACGUACUUUGUUUAAUGCAUGUGCUCUGAUAUUUUCCUUAGUUAGUGAUAAUUUCAUUAUCUAUAAGAUAAGCUUGUUGAAGAUACACAAAAAAAAAUUAAGAAUAAAGUAGAUACACUACAAAUAUUAAACAGAGUGCAUGUUUUUAUUCUGGCAAGCAUCAUUAAUUAAUAAAAAAUGUUUCGAAUGAAAUAUUUAUUAUUUAACAAUAGUCAACGAAUAAUUCCACAAGUGAAACAUUUGUCUGUUUUAUAUCAUUCGAAUAUUAAAUUAAAUGUUUCAAAGUGUUCAACAAAAUUAUUAUGGACCGUUCAAAGUAGACACCUGUGUAACAUUCGUGUCAUUGAUAAACAAUCUUCUUACAUCAAUCAUCGUGGAAAUAAACCAUUGAGAGAACAAACGAUCGGUAAAUUGUUAGAAGAAGCUGUUGAAAAAUGGCCAAAUAAUGAGUGUAUCGUUUCCGAUCAUCAAAAUAUUCGAUUAACUUAUUCCGAAGUGCUUCGUCGUGUUGACAAAUUGGCUGCCGGAUUGAAGAAAUUAGGAUUGAAGAAAGAAGACAGAAUUGGUAUAUUUGGACCUAACGAUAUUGAAUGGUUCAUUACAUUUCUCGCUGCUACCAGAUUGGGCCUUAUCACCGUUGCUCUUAAUUCGGCAUAUCAACAAGAUGAAUUAAUUUAUUGUUUAAAUAAAGUUGGAGUCAAAGCUAUUGUUUCAGCGGUACAAUACAAAAAGAAUAAUUAUACGGAAAUUAUUUUGGGUGCUAAGAAAAGUUGUCCAAAUUUAGAACAUGUUAUCAUUUGGUCAGAGGAUCAUGUGACUGGUACUCGUCGUUGGUUAGAUGUAGAAUUCUUAGCAAGCAAAAUCGAGGUUGAAGCUGUCUCUGCAGAACAAGGCAACGUCUCCCCUUACGACGCCUGUAACGUACAGUUUACUUCCGGAACUACUGGAAAACCGAAAGCCGCUUUACUGUCUCAUAGAUCCUUGGUGAAUAAUAUCGAACGGGGAAUGAUUAGAGCAGAGAUAAAACCUGGUUACAAAAGUUGUUUAAACGUUCCAUUUUUUCACGCAUUUGGAUUACUUUUUGGACAAAUAAAUACCCUAGUAUCAGGUUGUACAUUAAUUUUAGAAUCUCGUUCGUUCAAUCCAGUCAAAUCUAUACAAGUUUUGGCUAAAGAAAAAUGUGAUAUAACUUAUGGAACUCCAACUAUGUGGAUAAACAUGAUAGACGUUCAACAACAAUUACGUUUACCUAUAAGACCACAUUUGGGUGUGAUCGGUGGUUCACCAAUAUCUGCUGAAGUCUUUCGACGUAUUAAAGACGUUCUUGGUAUUAGUAAUAUGAAGACUAUUUAUGGACUCACCGAAUUCACGGGUGUUUCUUUUCAAAGUUUACCUGGAGAGGAUAGGCAUUUAACUGAGAAUACAGUUGGACAUGUAUCAGAUGAUGUAGAAGCUAUGGUUGUUGAUAGUGAUGGGAAGCCAGUGCCAUUUGGAGUACCUGGUGAACUUUGGAUUCGUGGUUAUGGUGCUAUGAUUUGUUAUUAUAAUGAUCCAGAAAAUACCAAAAAGUCUUUCUCAGAGGAUGGUUGGUAUAAGACUGGAGAUCAAUUUGUUUUACACUCUAAUGGAUAUGGUCAAGUUGUUGGUAGAUUGAAAGAUAUGAUUAUUCGCGGUGGAGAAAAUAUUUUUCCUAAGGAGAUUGAAGACUUUUUACUUAGUCAUCCAAGUAUAGCAGAAGUUCACUGCGUAGGAGCUUACGAUGCAGUAUAUGGAGAAGAAAUCUGUGCAUGUAUACGUUUAUUCGAAGGCAAGAGUUUAACUAAAGAAGAAUUACAAACAUACUGCAAAGGAAAAAUAGCACAUUUUAAAAUACCAAAGUAUAUUGUAUUCGUAGAUAAAUAUCCAAAAACAAUGAGUGGAAAAAUUCAAAAGGGUAAGCUUAGAGAGGAAUUAGAAAGUAAAGGAAUUAUUCCUUCCACGCCAAAAUGAAAAUAAUAAAAAAAGAAAAA
This is a messenger RNA of Polistes dominula (European paper wasp), 2439 nucleotides long. RefSeq names its product Acyl-CoA synthetase family member 2 (gene Acsf2). The record is from RefSeq and is a predicted model, not a curated record. Lineage: Eukaryota; Metazoa; Arthropoda; Insecta; Hymenoptera; Vespidae. Gene Ontology annotation, biological process: fatty acid metabolic process. Gene Ontology annotation, molecular function: medium-chain fatty acid-CoA ligase activity.